Heterotrigona itama is the source of this 1194-nucleotide messenger RNA. NCBI's taxonomy places the organism in Eukaryota, Metazoa, Arthropoda, Insecta, Hymenoptera, Apidae. The record is from the annotation of a GenBank genome assembly.
AUUUCUCAGCUGUUCAAGCUCGGGUCGCAAAACUACGAGGACAUGAAGCAGUUCUCUUCCGCGAUCGACGAAGCUCUGUUCAGAUUGCCGGCACAUCGAGAUCGGGCGCUCAAUUAUAAGAUGGAGGACGUGCAAAUUACAGUGGUGGAUGAAGUGUACGUGGAACAGAACGCUCAGGGUCAAGUUGAGAAGCAAAUAGCGCGCGUUCGAUUGUUCUUCUUGGGCUUCCUUUCCGGGAUGCCCGACGUUGAAUUGGGGAUAAACGACAUGUGGCGCCAAGGGAAAGAAGUUGUAGGCAGGCACGAUAUAAUUCCAGUGGUGACCGAAGAAUGGAUCCGCCUGGAGAACGUCGAGUUCCACUCAUGCGUACAGCAGGACGAAUACGAGAAGUCCAGGAUUAUAAAGUUCAAGCCACCGGAUGCAUGCUAUAUUGAACUUAUGAGAUUCCGAGUAAGGCCUCCUAAAAACAGAGAGCUUCCCCUCCAACUUAAAGCCGUGAUGUGCGUUACCGGUAACAAGGUAGAGCUAAGGGCGGACAUUCUCGUGCCGGGGUUCGCGUCGCGGAAACUGGGCCAAGUGCCCUGCGAAGACGUGAUGGUCCGUUUCCCCAUACCUGAAUGCUGGAUCUACUUAUUCAGGGUGGAAAAACACUUCAGAUAUGGAUCCGUAAAGUCAGCUCACAGGAGGACGGGAAAGAUCAAGGGUAUCGAGAGAUUUCUCGGCGCUGUUGACAAUCUGGAACCACAGCUGAUGGAGGUGACGUCAGGUCAAGCGAAAUACGAGCAUCAACAUCGUGCUAUUGUCUGGAGAAUGCCUAGGCUACCGAAAGAAGGCCAAGGAGCAUACACGACGCACCAGUUGAUCUGUCGAAUGGCCCUAACAUCCUACGAUCAGAUCCCGGAAAAUCUAGCCGAGUACUGUUACGUGGAGUUCACAAUGCCAGCUACCCAGGUGUCGCAUACGACGGCAAGGAGUGUGAGUUUCCAGAACCACGACGGCGACAACCCACCGGAGAAAUACGUGAGGAAUCUGUCGCGACACGAGUACAGAGUUGGGAUCGAGCAUACGCAAGGAGAAGGUCCAGGUGCAUAUGUGUCGGCGACGUACUCGAGGAAAAUCCCUGAAACGACGCCGGAGACGCAAGGUGAGGCGUCAGACGCUGGCGCGGAGUCAGAUUCCGAUUCAUCCGAGUAA